Owenia fusiformis is the source of this 1668-nucleotide messenger RNA. The record is from the annotation of a GenBank genome assembly. NCBI's taxonomy places the organism in Eukaryota, Metazoa, Annelida, Polychaeta, Sabellida, Oweniidae.
GUCCUACAAUAACUGCACAGCAGUUCUUCUUACUAAGUUGAAUAUUCACUCUGCCCAUCCGCAAGCACUGGUAGCGUCCAUUAAAGUAACCAAUGCAGCUGGUUUGUCAACAAUUGCCUCGUCGGAACCAUACGUACAUUACACAACUUUGCCGUAUGUUGGGAUUGUAAAAGAUAUCCUGCCACACAGAGAAGUGGAAAAUGAGUUAAUGAAUGAUAACGAUGUAGAUUAUCAACUUACUUCUUCAUCCAUCCGGGGAAAAUGGAGUGGAUUUAUCCACCCGCAUCUCAAAGUAACAUAUAAGAUGGGGAUAGGUACAUUAAAAGGACAAGAUGACGUCUUUUCCUUUACAGAUGUGGAUGGGACGCAGUAUGAAGCAACACAACUUGACUUAAAAACACACGAGACGUAUUACACCACGGUGAUCGCGCAGUCAUCAACUGGUUCUGUAAAUUCCACGUCAGAUGGUGUGACAAUUGUGGCACAGAAUAGAACAAUCAAUGUUGAUAUCCAUGAUGGAUUGGGAUGUCCUGACGAGAGCACCGAUCGACUGAAGUUCCCAUGCAGGAAUGAUAUUCAAUUCCAAGCCAGCGUUACAGAUCUCUCAGCUCAUUGGAAGAUUCCAGAGACGUAUAAGGCUUUCAUAAGUCAUGGAUUCUACAGAAUUGAACGAUAUAACGAAGAUACAAUGGCAUGGAUACCGGAGUGUCCGUACACUGACAUCCGUCCUAUUGGUGAAAACCUCACUUUAACCAACUUAGAGUUGUCAUCUGGAUCCACAUACAGAACUGUUGUUAAGUGUUGUACACCUGCAUCCUGCUUUCUCCCACGUUCAACUAAUGGUGUAACAAUACAUAAUCAGCCACCAAUAACUGGUGCAAUGAAUAUCAAUAGUUCUAAAGACGGAAGCAAUGUUACAGUUGUAUUUGAUGAAUUUAAGUCCAAUUCUUCCAGUGGUCAUUCUGUUAUGGACUUUUACGAAUGGACCUUAUCUUUGGAUAACUCUGCUAGUGGCAUUGCAAAGCCUUGGGAAAGAGUCAACACCUAUUCUAUAAAUGGUUCUAUUACAUUGAAUGUAAAAAUUUACCUGCUUGAUUCAAACAAAAUAAAUAAAUGUUGGCACUUCUGUGUCCGUGGAUGGACUUUUGCUGGACUAUCAUCAACAACAUGUAAGGCAGUUGUGGCUUGCAGCGACAUAACCACAAAUAAAAUACUUGAAACUAUUGUAUUCGAUGUAAAAGGGCCUAUCACCUGGAUCAAAAAUCAGCGUUUGGAGCACGACGAUGUCGAUUACUCGUCUAGUAGAGAUACAAUAUCAGCAGUGUGGCCAUCCUUACGCCAUGGGAAAUAUAGCUGGGCAGUUGUACAACCACCAACGGGAACAUUAGAUGUCGAAGCUAUUCCAAUCAAACUAUGUGAAAUGCGUGAUGCUAUAACAUGUGGAGAAACAGAAGACGAGUAUGUUAAUGCCAACAACCUAACUCUCUAUCAUGGAAAAACUUACUUUGUUUGUGUAUUUGCAAAUGAGACGGUCCUUAAUCACGAACGAUUUGAGGAACAUCAUCCUGAAAUGAAAGCAUGUAGCGAUGGUGUCAAAAUAGACUGGACUCCACCAGACCCAGGGAGCGUAUAUAUACACGCCUACAAACAUCCACUUGGUACACAGGG